AUUGAUCAUUACCUCCACACUGACACUCUGGACCCAUCAUGGAGCAGGGGAAGGUGAGAUAAUCCUCAGCGGAGGCUGUUUUUACACGUGUUUUUAACAAAAGUUGAAUAUUCUGAAUAAUGCUGGUUGAAUGAUGGUGUCGCUUUGUUGCUGACAGAGAAUGAAAGGGUUAAAUUUUGUCACUUCAACAUGCAGAGGAAAACAGCUUUUUCAUGAGUGUGCUGUGUGCGUGCGUUGUCCUUGAGUCUCUUUAAAGCACAUUCAAAAUGUUUCAACUGAUCAGUCAUGUAAAGUUUGAAAAAUAUACGAUUUUUUAUUGUGAAAAAAUAUUGAUGAGUUGGCUGUUUACUGUAUUCUCUUUCAUAUGAGUUAGUAUUACACAACUGCACCUAAGAGUCUAGUCACACACACUCCUCAUUAGUGUGUAUUUGUGCAUGCAUUUGUGUGUGUGUCCUUGUCUGAUUGAUCACCCUGCUCUCGCUCCUGCAGCAGCUAACAGGUACUCUGGCUGUAGCUGUGUUUACAGCCGUACUGGGAUCUCUGCAGUAUGGCUACAGCCUCGGAGUCAUUAACGCACCACAAAAGGUAGAAUCACCUUCAACACACACACACACACACACACAAACAGACACACUUUGAGCAACCCAUUCGUCCAAGCACAAUGACUGCUGCAUGCAAAACGGGAAAUCUAUAUGAGACGCCCAAGGGUCACUGUCUCUAUAAGACAAGAAAAGGUCCUUUGUUUGACUCUCCUGCAGCUCCAGAGAUAAUUAAAGAGUCGGAGAAACCAAGACACAGACUGAGGCUUUUUAAAACAGCAUGGAAAAAAAAAAUUCUUCUAAAGUUUUGUGAAGGUCCUUAGGAAGUUAUUAAAAAAGAAAAAUGAACAUUUUGCAAUUCUACUGAGAAGAAUCCUCAGAACUGUAAUAGAAAUUUUACAAUUAAUAGAUUAAAAAGUGAAAAUUGUAGGAAAAGUCAUUACAAUCAGAGAUAAAAGUCAGAAUUAUGAGUUUAAAGUCAAAUCCUGAAAUAAAAGGUUAAUGAUGUUGGAUAUGAAAAAAUCCUCAUUAAUGAAUUUAAAGUCAAAGAUGUAAGAUAAAAAGACAAAAUUAUAAUUAGGUAAUACUAGAUGAUGAUGAUAAUGAUGACAAUGAUAUGGGAUAAAAUAAAUCCUAAUAAUUGGAAAAAGUCAAUACAUAAUGGAAAAAAAGUCAGCACUGUAAGAUUGAUAUCAGAAUUGAUUAUCACAAACUUAUCAGAUUUAAAGUUGAUCAAAUUUAAAUUCAAAAAUCGACUUUAUGAGAGAAGAAAGCAAAGACCUGAUGAAUCCGUAAAGACUGAGAUAAAACCCAAAAUCAGAAGAACAUCUCAAAUUAGUGAGGAAAAGAGUUGAUGACAUGAAAAUUUGAAAAACAUUUUAAUCCAUGAAAAGUUUGACAUGAAAAAAGUCAAAUUUCUGAGCUGAAAAUAAAAAAAUUGUUUAGAAAUUUUUUAAAAUAAAGGUCCUGAAAUAUCAAAAGUUAUCCUGAAAUUUUAACCUCUAUACUUAAAUGUGUUGCUGACUGUCUCAUCAUUUUAAUUCCUAUUUUUUAUUACUGAGAUUAAAUAACCUAUCUUUUUAUUUUGUGAUUCUUACUAUCUCAAAUUUUCAGCUUUUUUAUCAUAAUUUCAGCUUUUAUAUUUUCGUUUUUUUGUUCUGUCUUAAACCUUUAAAGGAAUCAGCACCACAGAACAUCUCUGACCUCUUAAAUCUUAAAUGUUUAAACCUCCCCACGUCCCUCGAGGUCUGCUGAUCAGCUCCAACUCGUUGUCCCUAAAACUCGUUUGAAAGCCCGUGGCGACAGAGCUUUCGAAUUGCCACUCAAGAUUAAAACGUCCCCCACACUUUAUCCUUUUAAAUCGCGUCUUUAAAACUCAUUUUUAUUCCUCGGCUUUUAGCUCAGCAUGACAGUUGUGUGAUCUUUGUCCUUUUAUGUCUUUUUAUGGUCCUUUUAUCACUUUAUUUUCUUUUAUGCUUUUGUGUUUUUAUUUCAUUUAUUUUAUUCCAUUUUAAAUGUUUUUUAAGCUGCUUUUAUUUAUUUCCUCAUGAUGUUUUUGUUUGUUCUUUUAAAUUUUACUGUGCAGCACUUUGGCAAACUCUAAUGUUUUUUAAAAUGUGCCAUGUCAAUAAAGCGGAUUGGAUAUCAGCUUUUGUAAUAUCUGAAUUAUUGCGAAAUACUUUUAAAAAGAUCUUUUAAUGGUAUUUAAUUUAAUUUCGAUACUACUUACUCACUGUCUCGUUUCAUCUCACUAUUUUUAAUAACCUCGUGUUUUUUUCUCUCAUCUCAUUAAUUUUAACAUGUUAUGUUGAUUUUUUCAUCUCAUACUUUUACCUGCUUUCACCCUGAAUUGGAUGAGUUUUUAAUUAAGCUCUUGUUUUAAUUUUUAUUGCUUAUGCAUAACUAUGAGAGUUUUCAGAGGCUGUCCUAAUGUCUCUGAAGAUCAAUCAUUCAUAAAUUAUUAGAGUCUGUAGGUGUGAUUUUGAAGUAAUCAGGUUAGUUAUUCAUUAUAAUUCAUCUGGUCUUGUUUCAGAACAAAAGUAGAACAGGAUGAUCGCUUUAAUCCAGCUCAUGAUGGUCCAUAAAUGUGUCGUUUUCUGUCACAGGUCAUUGAGAGGCAUUAUGGCCGCUCUCUGGGUAUUUGGUCAGAGAGGUCUGCAGUCCUGUCAGAAAACAGCACAGAAGAAGACGAGCAGAUGGAUGUGGGAAAGCACCCCGCUGUGGUCAUGUACUGGUCGCUGUCUGUGGCGAUCUUCUCCAUUGGCGGCAUGCUGUCCUCCUUCCUGGUGGGAUUUGUGGGGGAUCUAAAAGGGAGGUAAGAAAGAAAAGUUAAAUAAUGACAGAGUGCAAACUGAAAGCUACGUGUAAGAAAAAAACGUUCCUCGGGAGAAGGAUGGAGUUAUUUUUAUCUGUGACUUUUAAGAUUUUAUUUGUGUAUUUAGUUUUUAAAUUUUUGUUACAUGAUGAGUUUUUAUUUUUUAGGAAUAUCAUUUCUAUUUAAUUCAUUAUAUUUCACUAUUAAUUGUAUUGUUUCAUGUUGUAUCGUAUCUUUACUGUAUUAUUACUUUAUCAUAUCAUGUCGUGAUGUAACUCUUUCAUAUCUUUAACCGAUUGUGUUGUAUUGUAUCAUAUCAUCUUAUGGUUCUGUAUCACUUAAAGCUGGAUAACAAAUGUCAAAAGGAAAUAUGUUAAACUUGGACUGAACACAAAAGUUACAAUUACUACAAUUGAUCUAUUUUUUUUAUUGUCAUUUUGAAAUUUGCCAUAAAAGACACUGAACUUUGACCCCAAACCUCAUUCACCUCCUCAAGUAGAUUAAAACUACUCCCAGGAUGUAGUCAUACAGUUUUUUUUUUGUCCUUCUUAUUUUGUAUCUCUCUGUCAUUUUUGCAUCUUUUUCUGUUUUGCAGAAUAAAGGGCAUGUUGAUGAUCAAUGUUCUGGCUAUAGCUGCUGGACUGCUGAUGGGUCUUUGCAGGAUGUGGAAACCUCACUUCAUGGUGAUCUUCGGCCGUGCUGUCAUGGGUUUUUACUGUGGUACACUAAAAUACAUGUUAUAACCUUCGAUAGUAAAACAACUAUGCAGGAAAUUGCAAAGCUAAUUCUCCAAGUUAUGUACAUUUGUAUCAUGUGUGUGCUUUAGGGUUGUCGUCUGGGUUAGUGCCUAUGUACAUUGGGGAGAUUGCACCCAAAGCUUACAGAGGAGCUCUGGGAACAUUACACCAGCUGGCUGUUGUCACUGGCAUCUUAAUCAGCCAGGUGAGACGUACUUAAACCAAAACACCACAUACACAGCAGCGUCUUUUCUUACGGCAUCCUAAAACAUCUGACUUACACUGCAGGUGUGUGCUUUUUGUGUGGUUGCAGGUAUUAGGGCUGGACUUCGUUCUGGGUAAUGAUGAUAUGUGGCCCGUGUUGCUUGGGUUGUCAGGAGCUCCAGCAGUUUUACAGUCUGUUCUGCUGUUUUUUUGCCCGGAGAGCCCCAGAUACCUCUAUAUUCUGCGAAACCAGGAGCAAGAGGCUAAGAAAAGUAAAUCAUGAAAAAAUCAUCCUUUCAUGUUUCACACCUAACCAGUUGCUUAUGGUAGCUUCGUACUUCUUAUAGCUCUCUAACUGAUAUGAAAGCUUCUCUUGGUCUUACUUACCACAACCUUCACUCGUAUGAAAAGGCCUUAAACUUUUGCACAUUACUAAAUAAGUUCUUCACUUAUUUUUUUUGCUUCCAUUUGUGUUUUGUUGCAGUUCUGCUUCGUCUGAAAGGGGCUUAUGAUCCCUCUGCUGAUCUAGAGGAGAUGAGGAAAGAGAAGGAGGAGUCAGACAGGGAGGCCAGAGUCUCCAUCCUCUCUUUGGUAAGUCUCUAUCCUCUAGUUUUUAAAGACAUGCACCAAAACUAUGCAAAAAAGUUCCCUUGUGAAUUUGUGUGUGAAAUUUUACUUGUGGGGAAAAAAACAAACACUUAAAGACCUCUAAUCUCCCUUAUUUCAUGCAAGUCAGCAGAAAAUUGGUCAAACCAGCGUGAUAUUAAGUGAAAUUACUUUAAUAGUCACACAGUAUUUGACACAUUUCAUUUCAUAACAACUGGACUGUGGAGAUAGUGUGAUUUUUCAGUCAACAGAAGUAUGACAGUAGUAUUUCCUCACUCUUGUUAUGUGUGUUAUUUCCUGAUCUGAUUUCUUUUAGAUUCGCUCCUCUGUCUACAGACAGCAGCUGCUCGUUGCUCUCAUGAUGCAUCUCUCCCAGCAGUUGUCUGGAAUCAAUGCGGUUAGUGGAAACUUAAAUUUAACUCGAUCAGUUCAUUGCUCAUUAAAUCAACAGAAAUAGUACGUUUAUCGUAAAUUUGAUGGCAUUAAUGGUCAAAGGAAAUAGUGUUUUGUGAAAAAUGUCCUCAUGAGUCAGAUCUACAUUAACCCUGGAACACUAUCGCUAAAAUUAGUAACACCAUCACUAUCGCCGGGUGAUUAUUACCUGAAACAGUAUACCCAAGAAAAAGUACUUGUCAUCAAAAUAUAUCAAAAUAGGACAAAACAUGACAAAUUAAUGUCCAAAGGGAGGCCAAAAAAAGUGUCAUGAGGGGACCAUAUAAAAAUGCAACAAAAUUAACUGUAAUCUUUGUUGUGCUAAAUAAAGAUAACGUGCAAAUUCCAGGACCACUCUUACUGACUUUAUUCGCCUACAUGCAGCUAUCAAAUCCACCCAAAUCUACUUUACCCUCUAUCACUAUUGCCGGGUGAAAAUCACCCUGUGAACACGUGUCUGUAGGAAAAAGCAGGUUUUGGAUCAGGGACACAAGUAUGCCUUCAAAGAUGUCAAAGGCAAUGCUGAAGCUACCCAGAGACCCAUGAUACUCAGACAAACGCAACAUAAUGAAAAUCACGUAAACAUGUUUGGUGAAAAUCACCCGGCGAUAGUGUUCUAGGGUUAGAAAAAAAUCUAAACGUACAGUUCAAUAAAAGAGCAAUACUUGAGAAAUUCCCAACACACAAACUAAACCGAACAACAAUCUACAAAUCCACCUGUUUUCUCUUUAAGAUAUUUUAUUACUCUACGAGUAUCUUCAGUCAAGCCGGCGUGGCUGAGCCGGUCUACGCCACUAUAGGAGUCGGGGCCAUAAACACAGUCUUCACACUGGUGUCUGUGAGUGAUCAUGUCUCCACAAACACACACACGCAGAUGCAAACACAUGUACAAAUAAAUAAAAACAAAAGAAGCUGUUUCUUUUUUUUCUUUUAGACACACAGGCCAACUACAAUAAACAGCGUGUUGUCUGUUUUAGGUCGCACUGGUGGACAGAGCUGGCAGGCGCACUCUGACUCUGGUCGGCCUGGGCGGGAUGUGCUGCUGCGCCGUCGCCAUGACUGUGGGCCUCAAACUCCAGGUUUGUUUCAAAUCAGUAAACUGAGCUUUAGAUUAGUUUGACGACUUGGGCUGAACUUUUCUAUACUUGUAGAAUUACUAAAUAUCAGUGGUCUGGCCUGAAACAGCAUCUCUACUCUGUAUAUAUCUGCUUUUUAAAGGUUUAGGCAAUGCUGUGUUGAGCAGUUUCCUGUAAAAUCAGGAUUAAGAAUAAGAAUAAGAAGAACUUUAUUAAUCCCUGAAGGGAAAUUCAAUUGUCUGUCAUCUCAUUUGUCAUGUCUCUAAAAGUCAUCUACUAUUUACAGAAGAGUUGUAAAGUCUGACAGCGGUGGGUACAAAAGAUUUUCUGAAUCUUUCUGUCCUGCAGCGAAGAGAGAGGAGCCGUCCACCACCAUAGAAUAGCUGCUCUUGCGUAUACGGUUAGAUGAUGGGACAGUUUCGGUCUGUUUUAGGGGAAUAAAAAAAUGAUUAAUCUGUCUUCCUGCAAGAAGACUUUCAUUGUGUUCGGCAAUGCGCAUGUACUGCAUAACAGUAGGAUGACAGCAGAACUAAUGGUUGUCACAUACAGAUAAGACUCCACAGUUUGUCCACUGUUUGGACAUUUCCACGUAUAACAAAUAUAAAUUUUAAUUUGUCCACAGGGGGCGCCAGAAUCAAUACAAAGUGAAAGUUCCUUGCAGGAGCUUUAAACCGUUUUAGUUUUUGAAAUAUCAUGUUCAGUAAAAUGUUGCUUUUUUCUGCUUUAAAUGUUGUGUUUUGACUUCUGGGUUUCCGUAGAGGACAGAGUUUUCAAAGGUUUGGCUCAUGGAAAAGCUAAACUCACUCAAUAGAGUGAAACAAACAGGACACCAAAAGGACAUUAGGUGGUCUGUUUGUUGGAUAGCUGACAGGAAUCAGUUUUUCCUGACUCAUGUAAUCUUCCCUCCAGAGUGACUUGCCCUGGAUGAGCUACGUCAGCAUGGCAGCUAUCUUCCUCUUUGUGAGCUUCUUUGAGGUUGGUCCCGGUCCCAUCCCGUGGUUCAUAGUUGCUGAGCUGUUCAGCCAGGGACCCCGACCAGCUGCUAUUGCCCUUGCUGGCUGCUGCAACUGGACCAGUAACUUCAUCAUAGGCAUGACCUUUCCUUACAUUCAGGUAAGCAGCGGGGACACAGAGGCUGUGCUGGGAUUGCACAUGCACUUCUAUAUCUGUUUGUUUUCACCUCAUUCACAGAAAAUCAGUCACACCAUCAAUCUUUUAUUUCCGUGUCUCUUUUCCAGGGUUUGUUGGGUGUUUAUGUGUUUGUCCUGUUUGCCGCUCUGCUUUUCGGCUUUACUGUGUUCACUUAUUUCCGGGUUCCUGAGACCAAAGGCAAAACCUUUAAGGAGAUUGCUGCCAUCUUCCAAAAGGGGAGAAAAGAGGGUGUUAAAGAUGCUGUGGAACUACAGCAACUCAAAUCCUCAACAGACGCCUGAAGUGACGUGCAGCCUUGUGAUCUAUCAGUGUGAAAUCUGACAGUAUUUUAAUGUGAUGUGUUUAUAUACAUUCAUCCUCUAUCAUAAUUAUUCAUAAUUACAAAGUUUGACAUCUUUACAUAGGGUAUCCUCUUUUCAUGUACAUUUACAUACAGAAAUACAUUCAUUGUGACAGCUACCCUACGAUAUGCUAUUUCCGUUAAACUGCAUGGAGUGUUGUUUACAUUUAAUCAAAAUAGAAGCUGAAAUGCAGUAUUCUUGUCAUCAGACAAAAUGUCUCUGUGUUAGAAACGUGUAUAAUUAAAGCUUUAGAGAGUUUUUAUCUGACUUUGCAGCUCUGCCUAAAGUGUUUUUAUGAUGUUGCCGUCGAGCUCAACAAAGUGGACAACUGUCUUUAAAAAUACAUCUCUACAAACACACAUCGCUGUCUUUACAGUGGCAAAUGGCAAGCAAAUAUAGUUUUAAUACAUAUGGUGAAUAUAGUGGCGCGUUUGAGAGCUAAUGAGGUGGAUUAUACUGUAUAUUUACUACUAUAUAUACUGUAUACUUAUUUUAGCAAAAAACAGUGUAAUAGCUGUUUGUUAACAAUGAAGGAUGAAUUUUGAAUCUAUAAGCUCUAUGUUUCCCCUAUCAGUGCUGCUUUAAGAGUUUGCUUUUGCUGCUCCCUGGUGGUGUUUAAAGCUAAUGUACCCUCUCAUACUACCUAAACUGUCUGCUGUACUGUGCCAUUGUAGAUAAACGAUCUCUGUGUAUAUACAUGAAAUAUCACAGCAUUUAUUGCCCUUAAAUAUAAUCAUUGAUUGAUAUCGAAGAAA
Molecule: messenger RNA, 8156 nt
Organism: Xyrichtys novacula (pearly razorfish)
Lineage: Eukaryota; Metazoa; Chordata; Actinopteri; Labriformes; Labridae
Source: the annotation of a GenBank genome assembly